Stomoxys calcitrans (stable fly) is the source of this 2812-nucleotide messenger RNA. RefSeq names its product syntaxin-4. The transcript is spliced from 8 exons. The record is from RefSeq and is a predicted model, not a curated record. Gene Ontology annotation, molecular function: SNAP receptor activity; SNARE binding. Gene Ontology annotation, cellular component: endomembrane system; SNARE complex; membrane. NCBI's taxonomy places the organism in Eukaryota, Metazoa, Arthropoda, Insecta, Diptera, Muscidae. Gene Ontology annotation, biological process: vesicle fusion; vesicle-mediated transport; intracellular protein transport. The coding region runs from base 213 to 1133 and encodes 306 amino acids.
CAUGAAAUCACUCUUUGCCGAAACUUUGCCAGUGAAAGAUGUAAAGCAAAUUCUGUUGUUUUCUUUUAACUUUUCAAAUUCAGUAGCAUUGCUCGCACUGAAUUUCUUUCUGCUACAAACAAAGUGAUUCUGGGAAAGAAAAAAAAAUAAAUAAAGUGAAAAAUAUAACAAUUAUCUUAGAAGCUAAACUGUGAAACAUAUCUACAAACGUCAUGAUUAGAGAUCGUUUGGAAGAGCUCAAACAGCAGGAGACACAGCUUGAUCAUGCCUCAUCAUCAGAUUCGCUGUGCAUCAUAAGCGAAGAUGAGCUGGUGGAAUAUGUGCGAGAAGGUGGAAAUGAAGUGGAAUCAGAGUUUGUUAUUAUACCGCUUAAGCCAGCCAUUGAAGCUCUUCUGAAAGUUUAUUCCGAAAUUCUGAGAGAAUUCCAUAUAAUCACCAAUAAUUUGGAAAUAAUGAAAGACAUGAUUGCUGCAAAAAAUGCCAAAAGUUUUAAUGAAAAGGAAUUCUUUAAAACCCGACAAAGCAGCAUACAAACGGGCAAUAAUAUAAUGGGACAAUUCCAGAUUCUAGAAACCAACCUACCCAAGCAAAAUGAUUUCUCCACAUUGGCCAGAAUGAAGCGGAUACUUUACUAUGGCCUGUUUCAAAAGUAUGUUGAGAUAUGGACUGAAACCGAACAAUUCCUGCAAAACUAUGAAGCCAAUACAAGAAAAACGCUAAAGACACAAUCGAAAAUUCUGAACAUUGAAUUAAACGAAGAAGAAAUUGAAGCAUUGGUAUCGAAUAAGCAGACUAAUCUAUAUGCAUGCAAUAUUUUAGAAGACACCGAGCAUGCGCGAAAGACCCUGGAUGCUCUUACUGCACGUUUGGGAGAUCUAAAAAAACUUGAAAAAUCUCUUGCUGAGGUCCAUUCAAUGUUCAUCGAGUUACAAAGAAUGGUGGUGGAACAGAGUGUUGUUAUGCAAAGUAUUGAAAAACAUUUCCUAGAUGCUGAAAAUUAUGUGGAGGAAGCUGUUGAAGACAUCAAACAUGCAGAAGAGUUACAUAAAAAGGGUGUUAAGAAAAAAUUUGUCCUCAUUAUUUUAUCUCUGAUCAUACUUUUGAUAAUUAUAAUAAUUGUUUUCAAUGUGUAGAUGUUGAGUCCUCCAACGAAUUUAGACUGUCAUAUGUUUUGUGUGUAAAUUUAGUUUUUAAAACCAUAUUAGGAAAUUAUUGCUGCCACAUAAAUAUAAUGAAUAGUUUUGAUUAGAAGUUCCUAAUUAAAAAAAUUAUAAAAUAAAUAAUGAAACAUAUUUUAAGUAUUAAGUAGAUUUUCAAAUAAACAACGAUAUUCGAAUAAAUAAUUUACACAUUUUAGUCAAACGUCAUGAGCUGUUGACAUUUGAAAAAUGUCGUGUAAAGCAGAGUUUACAUGGCACAUCAUGAUCGUACUCAUCGUGUGUACGUGUUGAUUACAGCUUUUACCUAAAACGGUACAUCGAUUAUUUACUUUUCUGUGAUUUUAUUUAAUUAUUCAUACUUUACUUUUCAUUUCUUAACCUUAUUUGUCACAGAAGUGUUUUUCAAUAUCUGUAAAUUAAUGAUUACACAUUUCUUUGUAAACUAUAAUCGAUAGAAGUCAUUUAUCGAAAAAAAUCAAAUGAUUUUUCAGCCAUUACUGAUGGUUAUGUGUACAUGUGACGAAUACACCUUUGUUUUCACCAAUACUAUUACAAUGACCAUACAUCAGAUGUGCCAUGUAAACUUAGCAUUAAACCUGUAUGAUUAACUGUAUAUCGAUUAUAUUAUCUAUGUUAUCGAUGGAAAAAUUGCAAUGUAUUUGGACGAAGGAUAUCCAAAUAUGUUAACUUUCCAAAGGGUUGGUAUUUAUGUGUUAAAAAUAUAUUGCAAAAUUCAAAAUUAAAUAACAAUUGUUUUGCAUUUUUUUUAACUAUAGCGUCCAGAGAAAAUUGUAUAAAAUAUGCAGUAAAAAACAAACAUAGUACCAGCCUUUAAAAAAAUUUUUAAAAAUUUUUUUCUUAAUAUUCUUCGCUCAUUAAACGUGAAGAGCUCAAAGCUGUACUAAAUUUUUUAACUAUACAGUGCAAAUCAUUUGUUAUCCAUUGUUAUCGCAUGAUAUCGAUAACAAUCCAAUAUAUUAUUUUCUGUGUUUUAUUUAGUCGUAUCCAAUGCAAUUCAGGGGCCGAAUUUUCGAAUGAAAUUUCAUGUUAUUACUCUUUUAUACACACUUUAAUAUCAAACUUUUAUAAACAAUGAUCGAUUUAAACAUUCGCAUUUCUAAAUUUUAAAAAUUCUCGUUUAACAAACAAGUACGUAAUUCACAAUAGAAAUAUUUCAAACGAAUUUACUCGUACACGUAUGCGGUAAUGCGGCCCCAGAUGUUCUGUAUGGAAUAUCAGGGCAAACUUGUACUGGUAAGUUAUCGGUAUCAUGCAAUAACAGAUAAUAACCAACGAUUAAAUGUGAUUUGCACUAUAUAGUACUAAAAUAUAACACAGCAAUUAUCGCAUGAUAUCGAUAACAUUAGAGUACAUCUACGGGAAUUCUAUCCAGUGCAUCUUAUUUGCACUGGGUAGAAAAAAAUGCUGUGUUUUAUUUAGUCCUAUCCAGCGCAGGUCAGAUAUUCUGGAUAGAAUACGAGUGCAAAGUUGCACUAGUAAGUUAUCGAUAUCAUACGAUAACAAAGAAUAUGAACCGAUUUAUCAUGAUUUACACUAUAUAGUAAUAAAAUUUAAUUAUUUUCUUUAGCAAUAAUUUAUUAAAUGAAUCUUUAUUAUUUGAAAUAUCUGUCGUAUUUAUUUUACACUCACAU